CGCGUGGACUGGUCCCGUUUCAGCUAAAGCCAGUUUAGUUUUUGCCUCCUCCUCCAGCAUCCUCACAAGCUGCGGUGCGACGCGCGCGGUAGUGGAAGCGGUGCGUCUGCGUUCGCGUUGCGGUGUCCUUCUGCUCCACAUUGCCUGUCUUGUAACCACAUUAUCAGCCAACUGAUUCUACACUCUAAGAAGGAGAGCGCGGACAGCAGCAAGAGGAGAUAAAGAGAGAGCAGAGAAAGAGAAGAGGAGAGGAGAAAGGAGGAAAAUAAGUCGCUGUUGUGUCUCCACUGAGCCUCCGCGGAGAAGAUGCUGAGAAUAGUGUUGGCUGUAGUCGCUCUGGGAUUGAGCGCUGCUCGCAGCAAAGACCCAUGACCAGACCAUCCAGUCUCUCUCUGUCUCUCUGUCUCCCACAAACAGGAAUAUUAAAUAAACACAAGCCAUGGAUUGAGACAUCUUACCAUGGGGUGAUCACUGAAAACACUGACAUCGUUCUGCUGGAUCCUCCUCUGGUGGCUCUGGACAAAGAUGCCCCCAUCCCUUAUGCAGGGGAGAUCUGCGCUUUCAACAUCCAUGGACUGGAGGCUCCGUUCAAAGCAGUGGUGCUGAACGGUACGUCUGGUGAGGGUCAGCUGAGGGCCAACGGCCUGGUGGACUGCGAGUUGCAGAAGGAGUACACCUUCAUCAUACAGGCUCAUGACUGUGGCUCAGGUCCCGGGGGAACAGAGGGCAAGAAGUCCCACAAGGCGGUGGUGCAUAUCCAGGUCAAUGACGUGAAUGAGUUUGCACCUGUGUUUCGAGAGCCCCAGUACCAUGCAGCGGUGACGGAGGGAAAAAUUUAUGACAGCAUCCUGCAGGUGGAGGCCACUGACCAGGACUGCUCCCCACAGUACAGCCAGAUCUGUAACUACCAGAUAACUACAAGUGCGACGCCCUUUGCUAUAGACCGCAAUGGUAACAUCAGAAACACAGAGAAGCUGAGCUAUGACCAUCAGCAGCAGUACGAGAUCCUGGUAACGGCUUGGGACUGCGGCCAGAAGAGGGCGCUGCACAGUGUCCCUGUUAGCAUUGAUGUCAAGCCUGUCUGCAAACCUGGCUGGCAAGGUUGGAAUAAACGAGUGGACUAUGAGCCUGGGACAGGAAGUAAGCAGCUGUUUCCCAAGAUGCACCUGGAGACGUGUGGCGGGCCGCUCUCGUCAGUGAGGACCACCGUGGAGCUGCAGACAAAUCACAUUGGGAAGGGCUGUGACAGAGAAACCUACUCUGAGAAAUCUCUACAGAAACUCUGUGGAGCCUCCUCGGGCAGCACUGACCUUCUCCCUGCCCCCAGUGCCACCACCAACUGGACGGCGUCGCUGGUGACUGACAGCGGGAGGGACAGCGACUUGAUUUUCAGGUUUGACGGUCGUCAGGCAGCAAAAAUCCCAGACUGGGUGGUUCCCCAAAAUCUGACUGACCAGUUCACCAUAGCCACGUGGAUGAAGCAUGGGCCCAGUCCUGGACUCAGAGCUGAGAAGGAGACGCUGCUCUGUAACUCUGACAAGACUGAGAUGAACCGUCAUCACUACUCACUGUACGUCCAUAACUGCCGCCUGGUGUUCCUGCUGAGGAGAGAAUUCACUCAAGUGGACACAUUCAGACCAGCCGAGUUCCACUGGAAGCUGGAGCAGAUCUGUGAUAAGGAAUGGCACUACUAUGUCAUCAACGUGGAGUUCCCAGUGGUGACACUGUAUGUGGAUGGUGUGACCUUUGACCCCUACCUGGUGACAGACGACUGGCCCAUCCACCCGUCACAGAUUGAUAUGCAGUUGACAGUCGGGGCCUGUUGGCAAGGCGGGGAGGUGACCAAGCCGAGGUUCACUCAGUAUUUCCGGGGCAGCCUCUCUGGACUGACCAUCCGACCGGGGAAGAUCGAGAGCCAGAAAGUCAUUUCCUGUCUGCAGGCCUGCAAAGAGGGACUGGACAUCAAUUCCCUUGAGAGCUUGGAUAAGAGCAUAAAGUUCCACUUCAACCCAGCUCAGUCCAUCCUGGUAAUGGAGGGAGAGGACCUGGAAAACAUGAACACUGCUGUCAGGAAAGUUUCCUACAUCAACUCCCGCCAGUUUCCCACACCAGGCAUCCGACGACUGCGCAUCUCCACUGCUGUCCAGUGUUUUGGUGAAGACACGUGUAUCACCAUCCCCGACAUUGAGGCGGUGGUGAUGGUGCUGCAGCCGAGUGAGCCCAGGAUCACCAUCACUGGAGUGGAGAGACUGAGUCGACCGGCCUCCGAACUCAGAGCAAAUGGAGUCGUGCUUUUCCAGGACCUUCACAUCAUUAGCACGGUGACCAGAGCAGAGGCCACUGCACAACACACAGCACGUCGGCCUGGGGUGCUGGAGGAGAUCAUUCAUAACUUGGACUAUUGUGACAUCCUGGUCCUGGGGGAGGAGCUGAGACCAGAGCAUGAGUCUCUCCAACUGCAGCGAAGCACUCUGCUCGGAAAACACCUCGACGCCACAAACUCCACCUCUGGCAUGUCCAUAUACGGUGUGGACUCCAUGUCCAAGUAUGAACAGGUGAUCAGACAGGUGCGCUACUAUAACUGGAAGCCCAAUCAACUGACAGAAAGAAGGUUUCGCCUCACCUGCUCAGAGCUCAACGGACGCUACACCAGCAACGAGUUAAACCUGGAGGUGAGUGUGCUGCACAGCUCAGAGGCCGAGGGACAUGUCAAUCACCUGGUGGCCCCGCCUCAGUACAUGCAGGUGGUCCACCAUCCAUCCAUGAUUCACAGCCUUUACCCCAGCCACAGCUCUGGUGUACCAAGUGCCACCACAGUGGUUAUCGUGAUGUGUAUCGCCGCCCUGGUGGUAGUUGUGGUGCUGGGCAUCUACCGCAUUCACCUGAACCACCAACAGGAUGACAAGCAGGUCGAGAUGACCAGAGAGACGGACAUGACCUGGAAAGACUCAGCUCUCACGAUCACCGUCAACCCAAUGGAGAACCUUGAGGAGCCCCAGGCUGCAGAGGAGGACGAGGCCAGCGAGGAGGAUGAGGAGGAAGAGGACGACAGUGAAGAGGAGGAGGAAGAAGACGAGGAAGACGAUGACAUCACCAGUGCUGAGUCGGAUGACAGUGAGGAAGAUGUGGACGUCCAGUUACCCAGGAUGCAACGCUCAAGCAGGAAGGGCCUAAACUGGGACAAAAAAACAAUAUGUUAUUGAAACACACACACACACACACAUGCAGUGUCUCCCACACACACACAAACAUAAAAACACAGUCAUUCUGCAACAGCAACAUCACAAACACUAACCUUAAAUCAGAAGGUUAAAACAAACUUUAUAAAAAUGACUUUAUAAAAUGGUGAUGAUCUAAAAAUGAGAUCUCUCUCUCUUUACACUCACACACACACAUACACGCGUGUGCACACGCACACAGAUUGCAAUGAUUUAUCCAUAGCCUCGUCUCACACACACACACACACACACACACACACACACACAAAGCCUCCCCAUUUUAUACAGCCGAUCACAAAGGACGCGACUCUACAACUGCUCAUCAAUCAAAGGACGCUCAUCCUUCUUAAAGGGACAGCUCGCCAAAUUUCUCUUACUGUCUCCACCACUGCUAAAACAGUCGAAUCCCUCUUGUCAAUCAAAGCUAAUGUUUUAGAUCCCAGUGACAUUUCUGAUGUCCCAUUAAUGCAAAAUAGUCUUUAUUUAAGAAAAGAAGAGAAACAUGACUAUUUUUUGGUUUGUAUACUUCAUAUUAUUUAUCAGUCUUUAUUCCAGCCUAUGUGGCAAAGCCAGGUGAUUUUACAGAAAUAGCAUAUUUUCAAUGGUACUCAAAAAAAACAAAAAAAGAUAAUGGGUGUGCUGUCACAGGUCAUAUUGAACUGAGUUCUGAGUAUUUGGAGACGACAGGAGUCUCCUUGUACAUUUUUAUAUGCUCCUUUCUUGUAAAUACUGAGUAUAACGUGUGAGCCUCCCUCCCACUCCCUUCCUCCACCCAGAGACUCUCCUCCUCAUAUAUGUAUGUACACACCCCCAAACCCUGAGCCGGCAGGAGUCUCUGCAGGAGUCUCUGCAGGAGUCUCUGCAGGAGUCUCUGCAGAACUGACCCUCCAGUCUCCGCUCUGUGUGUUCAAAUCAUUCCAGCUGAAUGUGCCACUGACACGGUAGCAGCUGCAGUCGAGACAUGGAAGAGAGAAAGAAAGCUGUACUUUUUAAUAGUUGUCAUAAAGGUCAGAACUAUUCUUCUGAGGACACUGCAUUGACCUCAGACUAAACAAAGCAUUAUCCCUGACCCUGACCAUAACCACUUACUGCUCAAUCCUGACUAACCACAAUCCAAAUCUUAGCCUUAAACUUGACCAGUUCCUCAGAAAUGAGGUCCUGCCUCAUUAGGAACAGGUUUUGGUCUCCAUGCGGACUACUGGUCCUGACAAGGUCAGUGUUUAUGCCAGAAAAGGUUUUAGAAUACACACACACACGUACUUGUACAGGAUUCUUAGUGAGGGCACUCGCAGACAUAUUGCAUUCCCAGCAGUUAGCUUCUUAACCAUCAGAACUACAUACUCACACUAAUCCUCACAUGACCCUGACUUAAACCUACUUCUAACCAGAAGUCUUAACCCAUAAACAGCCCAUUCAAAGUGUGGCAGAGGCACUUUAAGGGAGUUCACUAUCAAAUUUGACCAAAUGCCACUGCCCUCCCCAAAGCAUAGCUCCUAAAUUUACUACGCAUGAAUAAUUUAACUAGACGUUAGGGUAUUAACAAACUAGCCAAUUUUAUUUAUCAAAAUAGGGUUCUCAAAAGUGGUCAUUUCUAGGGACUAAAGCUGUUUUCUGACAUGAACUCUUUCCUGGAAUUCAUGGCAGAGAAAAUGCUUUUCAGUAAACUUGGAAACAAAUGCAGCAGGAGAUCAGAUGUAUACAAAACUAAAGGAGUCCAGAUCAGAGGUUAGUAGUCCAGUUUAUGGCAGGAGAAGGUCCAGGAAAGAUCCACAUACAGCCCCAUGAGAUCAUUUCAGGAGAAGAAGCAGCUUUAGGAACGCAGUCAUGUUCAGGGCUCAGUUCAGCUUUGCUGCUGAGUCUGAGCUGAUGUCGUCUUGGAUUUCAAAGGUAAAACCUUUAAUGUGAUAUUUCACAUUUAAAAUGUGAUCACAGCAUUUUCCCCUUGAACAUAUAUAACAUACAUGUUUGUUGUUUGUAUGACUGAGUUAUGUUGUGAGCAGAACAUUAUAAUGACAUCUUUAAUAACAGCUACAAGAGUGCAUGUCUGACUCUGGAAUAAGGAAUAUAAUAAUAAAAAAAACAUUAAAUGUAAAAACAAUAUUAAAAAUAAAAGAUUAGUUUAAAAUGUAAUUAUAUGUAACUAUAAUGCAUAGUCAAUGAAGUGUGUAAACCAAGAGAUUUUAAGCUCUGAUCAAAGUGUUAUAUUAAGAAGGUAUAAAAUGAUUCAAUGUAAUGUGAAAGGUCACAAUAACCCGAACAGCACAGGGAAGUAUCAUGUUCCCCCCAAUACGACAAACACGUUUACAGCGUGUUUACCAAAGUCUUUUUUGGUUAAAUAAAUAAAUAAAUAACUAGACAUGAUGGCGAUUGAUGGCCCUCUGUGAUUAACGGCUCGUGUACGUAACUAAAGAGCCCUGUGUCGUUUCUCAGGAGUUGGUUGAGUUGGUUGAGACCAAAACAGAUCAAAAAAACACAGAGAUGAUGUGUAAACAAGUAUCUGCUCAUAUUUAACAUUUAAGGAUAUAUCAAAAUUAUUAUCAUAAUCAUUUAUGUUGCAUACUUAAUGUGUUUCUUGUUUGUCAUUCGCUGACGUAGAAUUGUGAUAAAGGUCCACUGUGUAAGAAUUAGUGCCAUCUAUUGGUGAGACUGCAGAUUGUAACAAAGCAGGUCAGGAAACUGACCCCGGCCUUCACAGUCGUGUCCAGUUGUUGGUCAGCAGAUGAGGUGUAUACGUGAAUCUUCAGGUUUAAUCCCCCUUUGAAACACUGUAGACACCCGCCCACUCUCUCUUCAUUGGUUUAUGCUUGUUUGUGUCCACUUCAAAACUCAAAAUGCUCACUGUCGUUUGGGCCUGCUGUAGAGACAUGGUGGCACAAGAUGGCUGCCUCUAUAAAGCAAGGCCCUGGCUUCAAGUGCAUAUCAAAGGUUUAUUUCUGGGCAUCGAAAGUGGUCAGCCUAUGGCCAAGCAGAAAGGACACAUGGCAACCGGAGGGUUGCCAGUUUGAGUUCCUGCCAGGUCAAGGCCUGGGGUACCCCUGAGUCUAUUACCCAAUUCCCAUUUGCUCAUUGUUGAUUGGACACUCUAAAUUGACCCCACCCACCACGGGACCACAUCCAGUGUGCUCCUUGUGCCGGUCCCAAGCCCGAAUAAAUGGGAAGGUUGUGUGGCUGUGAUCUGCUGUGGAGGGACCUGAAAGAAAAGAAAAUAUCCAAGGCAACAAAACCUUCAUACACUGUCACUAUUCAUUCAAAUUCUGCCAAUAAACCCUGCUAAAUGUCACACACUGGAACUUUAAUUUAAGAUAAAGCACCAGCAUGUACUUUCAUGAACAUAAUCUAUAAAUAAUCUAAUAACAUCAGUGUAUACUGAAAAGAGUUUCAGAAUCUGUGAGGAAGUGGAUUUAACUCAUUUAAACUGAGAAGUUUAAAAUGCAACUUCACUCAUUUCUUACCAAGUUGAACUCCUAGAACUCAGUGGAGGAGUGUUAUUGCAUCUCACCUGCAAGAAACUUUCCCACUGAAUGAAAUGCGGUAUUAAUGGAAGAAAUGUGGUUCCAAGGAAUGAAGUCACAUUCCAUAAAUCCCACUUCAUUAGAGACACUCGGGGGCCACUGGCUUGUGAAGUUGCCUGGUGCAACUUUUAGCAUUAAAUCAGAGAAAGAGGAGUGAGGGCUUUUGGCAGUGUCACUUUUGACAAAAUUAGAAAACCCAGUCGGGGGAGGUUCGUUUUUCUUCUUUUUCCACCUUGAAGUGGACAGGCGUUAAUUUGUAGUCAUGGCCAUCCUUAAUCCUUAAUCCAAUCUGUGUGCACCGUUUGACUGCACAGAGUCCAUAAAGGACAGAAAACAAGUGGUUGAUGGUUCAGUUGUCCACUGAUAAACUGAGGUUUGGCGUUUUCUGCUCUUCACAUUUGACUGCUGUCGUUGGGGAAGUGACUGUAUGUGUGUGUAUGUGUGUAUGUGUGUAUGUGUGUAUCCUGUAGCUCUGUGUUCAUGUAAAGAUCUCAUAUGAUGUUUAAGAGUUUUCCUCACUCCCCAUCCUCCCACUCACCCCUCCACCCACACCCGCUGGUGGAUUUUGCAGCGGCCCAAGUCCUAAUGUUGUCCUGAUGUUCGUUUUAGAAGAAGAAGGCGGUGAAAUUAACAUGGAAAACAAAUGUAGUUGUUUUUCUUUUUUCUCUUUUUUUUAAGGUUUCUCUUUUUUUCCCUCUGGACUUUUUGGUCUGUUUUUCUUUGGAAUGGUCACUACAGCACUUUCUGUAAAUUGGCCAAUAAAAACUGUUGUUUUUGAAAUCUA
Molecule: messenger RNA, 7514 nt
Organism: Solea solea (common sole)
Lineage: Eukaryota; Metazoa; Chordata; Actinopteri; Pleuronectiformes; Soleidae
Product: calsyntenin-2-like
Exons: 18
Coding region: 369-3203 (944 amino acids)
Biological process (GO): positive regulation of synaptic transmission; positive regulation of synapse assembly; homophilic cell-cell adhesion
Cellular component (GO): cell surface; postsynaptic membrane
Molecular function (GO): calcium ion binding; kinesin binding; amyloid-beta binding
Source: RefSeq, a predicted model, not a curated record